Messenger RNA from Myxozyma melibiosi, 1492 nucleotides. Its product is annotated as something about silencing, SAS, complex subunit 4-domain-containing protein. Gene Ontology annotation, molecular function: histone acetyltransferase activity. NCBI's taxonomy places the organism in Eukaryota, Fungi, Ascomycota, Lipomycetes, Lipomycetales, Lipomycetaceae. The record is from RefSeq and is a predicted model, not a curated record. The transcript has 2 exons. Bases 134 to 1369 code for a protein of 411 amino acids. Gene Ontology annotation, cellular component: SAS acetyltransferase complex.
UUGGCUCACCACCUCGACCGCGAACCGACUCUGUCUCAGCAAUCCAGCCAAAUGACGCAGAUCCGGAUUCAGGAUCCUGCUCCACCGCUCUUCUUUUGCCGACAGUCGUAACAUUGUCAGCAACACUCCCGAUAUGGCCCCGGCAGCCGACCUCGCCGCGGACUGCAUCCCCCAGCAGCAGCAGCAGCAGCAGCAGCAGCAGCAAGUAGACAACCGGCCGCCUGCAGCGCGAGGAGGUAGUUCGUGUGCUGACGACGGCGAGCAGCUAAAACACAAGAAGCCUCAGCCUGUAGCGCGCCCGGAACGGAGCCAUCGCAGCAGACACAGCAUAGGCGGAGGCGGCGAUCUCGGCGGUGAUUUACACACCAAAGACCCCAACGAGAACCUGUUUUGGUUCGAGAACUUGGACGUGUCUGAUCCGCUGGACUACUCUGCUCCUCUUCCCCUCGUCGACGUCGCCUUCCCAACCGACCCCCCCACCGAACCCACCACCGCCCCUCCACCCACUCCCGUCCCCCCCAAAACAUCUCGUCCGCUCUCCCCAGCCUCUCUCAAAUCCCUCCGCGGCUCCUCCACGAUCUCAACCCGCAUCCGCACCGACCCCCUCUCCGACCCGAAAUUCCACGCCGCCCACCGCCGCGGCGAGCGCGAGGAACGGCAUUACCAGAACUUUGAACGCGAUAAAGUGAUGUACGAGAAACUGCGGUUCGAGCGACAACUCGAUAGACUGAACGGUCAUGACUGGGCAAAGGUCGUCAUGUCGAUGACGCCGGUUGUGGAUGCGCGCGACGAGGGCGAGUUGGGGAUCAAGCGGGACAGAUUGGUUGCUGAGCUAUCGGCCGUGCUGAGGAAGUUUGAUCGCUGGAAGGAGCAGGAGAAGAGACGGAAGUCGCUUGCUGAUCAUAGUCAGGGCGACGAUACCGAUUUCGAAGCUCGGAGACAGCGGUUGGAAGAAAGGAAGGCGAUAUUCCGCUGCAUCGUCGGGCCCGACAAGUCGUCGUCCCGAACAUCGACUACUACUGCUACUACUACUCCCACCACCACCACCCAUCCCCGAGGCCGUCCCAAGAAAGCCACCCGUCACCCAAAGAAGACUGACCACGACCGCUCAUCCCCCCCACCACCGCCCAAACGCGCUCGCGUGAAGAAAGAGCACCCACCAAAACCCCUCUUCAGCAAAUACAAAUACCACAGUCCCCGCGCCGGCCCUCUCGCGUUCGGCCAACCGAUUCCCAGAAUGACAUACGAACCGUUUGAGAUCCCCGCGUCUUGGAUCGAGGCGCGACAAAGGCUUGGAAAGAGCGCGUUUGAAGAUACCUCUGAUGAGCAGGUGAAGACGAGCGAUGAUGUUGAUGAUAAUGCGCUAUGAUUUCUUCUUCUAUUUCUCUCUAGUUCUUGCAUACUUCUACUACCAGCAUCUAAUCUCACUACAUCUACAUCUACAUAUAACCAUCUUCUAGAUUUAUAUAUAACUUCGAUUUUUGCUUUUAAA